GUCGGUGACGCCCACCCGGCAGGCACACUGUACGGAAGCCUGUCGGUGGUGUUGGGGAACAAGAUAAUUGUGCGUAGAAGUCUAGAGGAUGGCCCUUCGGAUCAGUCUCAAGCUGCUGAUGGGCUACGGACUUACGAGAAGAAGCCCAGUGCUGCCCAGACACAUAUGCAUGACGCACAGGAGGGCAAACUCGAGCAACCCCGGGGCCGCUAAAAGUCUCAAUACCCCCGAUGUCAGCAGUUUUGUUUCUCGAUCGCACACUUGCGGGGAGUUGUGUUCUGCCCAUGUUGGCGAGGAAGUGAGUCUCUGCGGCUGGCUUCAGUAUCAGAGACAGGGGCUGUUUGUGAUCCUGCGGGAUUUCCACGGGCUGACCCAAGUGAUUCUCCCCCAGGAUGAGCAUGGAUCUGCGUUGAAGAAGUUGUUGAGCGAGGCUCCUUUAGAAUCAGUGGUGCUAGUCAAGGGAACGGUCAUCGCAAGACCCCCUGGGCAAGAGAAUCCAAAAAUGCCAACUGGAGAGAUUGAGGUUCAGGCUAAGGAUGCACAGCUCCUGAACCCCUGCAAGAAGCUACCGUUUGAGAUUAAAGACUUUGUGAAGAAAUCAGAGGCUCUGCGGAUGCAGUAUCGUUACCUGGAUUUGCGUAGCGCCCACCUACAGUACAAUCUUCGUCUGAGAUCCGCAAUGGUGAUGAAAAUGAGAGAAUAUUUAUGUAACCAACACGGCUUUGUAGACGUAGAAACUCCCACGUUAUUUAAAAGAACUCCAGGGGGGGCCAAGGAGUUUGUAGUUCCCACUCAAGAGCCUGGCAGGUUUUACUCGUUGCCCCAGAGUCCUCAGCAGUUUAAGCAGCUUCUCAUGGUUGGGGGGUUGGACAGAUACUUUCAGGUAGCAAGGUGCUAUCGAGAUGAAGGCUCAAGACCGGAUCGGCAGCCUGAGUUCACUCAGGUGGACAUAGAAAUGUCCUUCGUUGAUCAGGCCGGGAUCCGCAGUCUGGUGGAAGGAUUGUUACGGUACUCCUGGCCUAAGGAAAAAGGACACCUCCCAGACCCAUUCCCCAUCAUGACCUAUGCCGAAGCAAUGAACACUUACGGCUGUGACAAGCCUGAUACUCGCUUUGACAUGAAGAUAACUGAUGUCACAUCGCUGCUGGCAGCGGCAGAGCUGGGAUUUGUGCAGGAGGCUCUCGGGAGACCCCAAGGUUGUGUAAAAGCGAUCCAAAUUCCUGCCGGAGCAAAAUUUCUGAAGAGGAAAGAGUUGGAUUCUAUGAUUGAGAAAGUUAAAGAGCAGCAUAAACAGGACAUUAUGGCAGCCGUGCUGAGAUCAGAUGGGACCUGGAAAUCACCAAUACAGAAAUUAAUCAACGAGGAGCUGCAGAAGGAUCUCGUCGAAGCUACUGGCGCUAAACCGGAAGACAUUGUGUUGCUGGCAGCCGGGCAGCGUGAUACAGCGUGCACAGCUUUAGGGAAGCUUCGCUUGGAUGUUGCUUCUCACCUGGAAAAAAGUGGGGUGUCUGUCCGUGACCCCACUGCCUACCACUUCUUAUGGGUAGUAGACUUCCCCCUCUUUCUGCCGAAGGAAGACAAUCCACAGGAGUUGGAAUCGGCUCACCAUCCCUUCACUGCUCCGCACCCGGACGACACGGAGCUUUUAUACAAAGAGCCAGAAAAGGUCCGCAGCCAGCAUUAUGACCUGGUUCUUAAUGGUAAUGAAGUUGGAGGGGGAUCAAUUCGUAUCCACAAUGCAGAACUGCAACACUGGGUCCUGGAGAACAUCCUAAAGGAAGAUGGACGUCUUCUCUCUCACCUGCUUGAAGCGCUAGAGUCCGGAGCCCCCCCACACGGAGGAAUAGCUUUAGGACUUGAUCGCCUUAUUGCAGUUAUUGUGGGUGCCCCGAGUAUCCGUGAUGUUAUUGCCUUCCCUAAAUCAUUCCGAGGUCGUGACCUGAUGAGCAAUGCCCCUGAUUUUGUAUCUGAUGAAGACCUUCAGCUGUAUCACAUCAAGGUGACAGGAGACGGAAUCAGCGAUAAGUGAUGGGAAGUUCCAUAUAACGAGAAUCUAG
Spea bombifrons (plains spadefoot toad) is the source of this 2057-nucleotide messenger RNA. RefSeq names its product aspartyl-tRNA synthetase 2, mitochondrial (gene DARS2). Lineage: Eukaryota; Metazoa; Chordata; Amphibia; Anura; Pelobatidae. Gene Ontology annotation, biological process: aspartyl-tRNA aminoacylation. Bases 89 to 2029 code for a protein of 646 amino acids. The transcript is spliced from 18 exons. Gene Ontology annotation, molecular function: ATP binding; aspartate-tRNA ligase activity; nucleic acid binding. Gene Ontology annotation, cellular component: cytoplasm; mitochondrion. The record is from RefSeq and is a predicted model, not a curated record.